CGCAGUAGACGAGCGAACGCAGAUUCGCACUUCGUUUUCUCCAUUACGCUCGCGCCUCCCUCUCCCUCUCCCUCUAGGAGGAGAAAUACGAAGAAGGGUUUCUUUCGCCCAGAGCGAGUUCGUUCAUGAUCCAGGGUUUUUGCCCGAGUUACUGUUGGGGGAUAGCAUUCGCUUUUCUGAGAUUUCGCGACAUCUCUCAUUCUCUUCUUAUUUACACAAUUACACUCGUGAUUUGUGACGAGGAAGAGGGCUUCCAGUCUACUGAGCGAUAGAAGAAUCGCGGGAUUUGAUGGUAAUUAUACUCUAGGGUUUGGGUAUUGCUUUCUUUUUCCUUCAUUUUUUUGUUUGGUCUUUCUUUUGGAUCCAGAUGACGCGUCGUGGUUAGGGUUUUUUGGUGUUGACUCUGGCGUUGUCCUGGGCACGUAAGAAUAUGUAACUGUCGGAUUUGAUAUGAUUGAAGGAGAAACACAACUAGAUUUUAACCUAAAUAUUUAGUUUGCACUCAAGUUCGACCUUCGGUCUUGUUCAGGGGAAAACGAGUGUUGCGGCUUGGUGACUUGCUUUUUGAUCUGGUUAUUGAGGAAUUAAAGAACUCUGUUCACUGAAAACUCUGAAUUAAAUUUCAUCCUGAAUCAACAUGACCAGAUAUUGACCCAAUACAGAAAUUGUUUGUUGUCUUAUCCUGGAAGAACGCCGUGGAUUUUCUAGGACAAGCGGGGAUAAAUCUUACUCCGCGUUUGAUAUGUGCAGAUCUAGGGGAUUAAUCUUAUGGCACCAACAGUACUUUUAGAGUACACUGGGCAGAAGGAAUCAACGAAGUACUCGCAGAAAGUUUCCGUCGCAAUAAUGGGGAAAACGCAGAAAUCCUCCUCUAAGGGGUAUUCUUCUGGUCUCGUUCCGGAUUAUCGCCAUGCUGCCGAGACCUCCGAAGGGUUUGGUAGCUCAGGUCGGGUUGACACGGAGGUGACGGUUUCGGAGGAUUCUUGUGCCCCCAAAAGGAAAUGCAUUAGUCUGAACGUUGAUAGUUGUGAUGGAUUUGGCGUCCCCAUACAGGUUCUGUCAGUGUCGAAGAUGUCACCUUCAGAAAGGAGGGAUUUGGAACGGAGACUCAGAACGGAGCUUGAACAGGUUAGGAUCCUUCAGAAGAAGAUAGCGGUGAGGAGCACUAAUGGUGUUGUUGCCCUGUCUUCUACCAGUGAUAUCCGCGGUGGCAGUGAUGCACGAAAGAGACCUCCAUCUUCAGAGCUAUCUUCUGGGAUGGGCAAGAAACGGGUACCUCCAGGCCGAAACGGGUCCCACUUGAAGCGGGGUCUUUCAGGAAGGUUUGAAUCCGCAAAACAGGUUCCACCAUCAAGCACAUCAAAUGCAAUGCUGAUGAAACAGUGUGAGACAUUGUUGAGACGUUUGAUGGCACACAAUCAUGGCUGGGUAUUCAACAGUCCUGUUGACGUAGUUAAAUUGAAAAUUCCUGACUACUUCACUAUCAUCAAACAUCCCAUGGAUCUGGGGACAAUUAAGAACAAGAUCGCUUCUGGUGAGUACUCCUGUCCGUGGGAUUUUGUUGCAGACGUGAGGCUUACUUUCUCCAACGCAAUGACGUACAACCCUCCUGGAAAUGAUUUCCACGGCAUGGCUGAUGCUCUCAGUAAAUAUUUUGAAGUGAGAUGGAAAUCAAUUGAGAAAAAACUUCAGGCAAAUGAUACAAAGCCGGUUCCUCAGAAAGUCAAUGUGGUUCCCACAGAAGAGGAAGUAGCUAAACCAAUGCCACCUUCCAAAAAGAGGAAAGUUUCUUCAACCCAUCAAAAGGUUAAGCCAGAAUGUGCCAAGAGGAUAAUGACUGAUGAAGAGAAACAUAAGCUGAGCAGAGAAUUGGAAUCUCUAGGGGAUAUGCCUGAAAACAUUGUUGAUUUCCUUAGAGGACACAGUUUUGGUGCAACCCAAACUGGGGAGGAUGAGAUUGAGGUUGACAUUGACGCUCUUAAUGAUGAUACUUUAUUUACAUUACGGAAGCUUUUGGACGAUUACUUGCGGGAAAAACACGCAAACCAGGCAAAAGCCGAGCCUUGUGAAAUGGAGCUCUUGAAUGAAUCUGGACUAAGCAAUUCAUCUAUGCAACUUUGCAAAGGUAAUGAACCUGCCGAGGAGGAUGUUGAUAUUGGUGGGAACGAUCUGCCUGUUUCAAGCUACCCUCCAGUGGAGAUAGAGAAAGAUGCAGUCCAUAGGAACAGUAAAUGUAGUAGUUCAAGUAGUUCGAGUAGUGAUUCUGGUUCCUCAUCAAGUGAUUCAGAUACUGCCAGUUCUUCAGGCAGUGAGUCGGAUGGUGCCAAAGCUAUGUCUCCGCCUAAUACAGCUAAAGGAACCUUAGGUUCUGAAGUGGAGCUAGAACAAACGAGAGGUGAUCCUGUUGAUUCACAUGAUGGAAACCAAUCUAUUAGUGGGUUGGAUCAACUUGAGCAGAGUGCCCUACCCAAGCCAGUUUCUCACGAGGCAGGGCGUCAAGAGGGGGAGAGUGCUCCACCAUCUGAGAGGCAGGUCUCUCCUGAAAAGCUGUAUCGAGCAGCUUUACUGAGGAGUCGUUUUGCUGAUACCAUUCUCAAAGCUCGGGAAAAGGCACUUGAUCAGGGUGAGAAAGGGGAUCCUGAGAAACUACGGCGUGAGAGAGAGGAACUUGAGAGGCAGCAAAGAGAAGAGAAAGCUCGACUUCAAGCAGAAGCCAAGGCUGCUGAAGCUGCUCGAAGGCAAGCUGAAGCCGAAGCUGCAGCUGAAGCCAAACGGAAGAGGGAGCUUGAAAGAGAGGCAGCACGUCAGGCACUACAGAUGAUGGAGAAAACUGUUGAGAUAAAUGAAAAUUGCCAAUUUCUGGAGGACUUGGAAAUGCUUAGAUCUGCACCUGCUGAACCGUUACCAAGUUCUGUAGAUGAAACAAGCCCAGAUCAUUCUCAAGAUGGCUUAGGUAGUUUCAAGUUUCGGGGAAGUAAUCCCUUGGAGCAACUUGGAUUAUACAUGAAAAUGGAUGAUGAAGAGGAAGAAGAAGUUGAGCCGACUGGUGUGCCUGACCCAGGAAAUGAUGUAGAGGAAGGAGAAAUAGAUUGAUUGGGUAUUUUUGAUGGCCAAUAUCUAUUCUUUUGAUCCACCUAAGAUGGCUUGGACCCAACAACUUGUUUGGUUAUCAGUGGGAUAUUGAGUUCUCUUUCUGCAAUGGGAUGCCAAGGUUUCGCCUUCCUCUGCUUUCAGCAGCUUCACACCAGCCACUGAGAUUAUUUACAGACAUGAAACGACGGGUGAAACAAAAUUCUGUUUGAGUUUUUUGGCAUGGAUUUUUGGCUUUUUGGGUGGCAAGAUGACCGGUGUGGUUUCUACGACCUGGUGAAGUGCAUAAUGGGGUGUAAAGGAUGUAUUGAUAGCCACGAAUAUCGAUCCUGUGCCUAUUUUUUGUAUAAAAGAAAAAAUCAUACUUCCACCAGGUAUCGUGGUAAGUGUUGCAGUUGGGGACUGCCAUUCAUGUUUAAUGAUGAGAAGAGGAAGAGAGGGAUAUUAUUACAUUGGAGUUUGUUUUGUCGAUAUGAAACCUGGUAUUCCCUGUUCUUAAAAUUGGUCUGUCAAUGUGCUUGAUCCAUGAGCAUGAGAGUGAUGAGAUCUUGAAGAAACGAAACUCCAUUCAGUGGGAACUCUGGGAAGGAAGGCAAGGAAAAAUUUUGGGGUGGUUUUCGUCUUCUUUUCUUUAUUUAUUUUUAUUCUUUUGCGCUUUAAAGCGCGUGAGAUGUAAUAGAAAGGGUUUAUUGGCUUCUUGGAUGUUUCAUUUUUUUUCCCAGAAAUGAGGAUGCAUGGAUGCACCUGCAUCUUGAAAACGA
Molecule: messenger RNA, 3851 nt
Organism: Nelumbo nucifera (sacred lotus)
Lineage: Eukaryota; Viridiplantae; Streptophyta; Magnoliopsida; Proteales; Nelumbonaceae
Source: RefSeq, a predicted model, not a curated record